AUGAGUACGACGAGAACUAGAAAACUAAGUGAACUUCGUGUUAUUGAUUUACAACGUGAAUUAAAAUCUUACGAUAUUUUAUUUGAUAAAAAAGAAUUAAAAGUUUCGUUAGUAGAGAAACUGAGACAAGCUUUGAUAAGUCAUCAUCAAGAUCCAGAAACAUUUUUAUUUGAAAUGCCCACUGAAUCAAAAGUUUCACCAGACGACUAUAGUAAGCUGAGCGACGAGAGUGUUAUACAAGACACAAACAGUGUUGAUACAAUAACAUCAGAAGCAACGAAUGAGAAUGAUAAAAUGGAAACGGACGGUGCAAGCAACACGGCGGGUAUGAUGUCCCAACAGCAACAACAACAGGACAAUUCUGUCGGUGAAGUAAUUUCAAAGACGGAAACACUCGUCACAACGAAUAGUGCGUUAGUACCAUUGCUUGAAGAAGAUGAUGACAAUAAUUUAAGGGGAAAAAUGGACACAAUUGAUUUAACACAAAUUGUUGAAGAAAAAAAUAAAAUGAUGAAUGAAUGUAAAAAUAUUUUUGCAACAAUUGUGACAGCUGCUGAUGAUAGUGGUGAAAAUAUUUCUUCACAAGUCCAAGAUACAACAAGCACUACUAAAGAAGAGAAAGAUAA
Didymodactylos carnosus is the source of this 626-nucleotide messenger RNA. Lineage: Eukaryota; Metazoa; Rotifera; Eurotatoria; Philodinida; Philodinidae. The record is from the annotation of a GenBank genome assembly.